Athalia rosae (coleseed sawfly) is the source of this 1249-nucleotide messenger RNA. Its product is annotated as phosphotriesterase-related protein. The record is from RefSeq and is a predicted model, not a curated record. Lineage: Eukaryota; Metazoa; Arthropoda; Insecta; Hymenoptera; Athaliidae. The transcript has 7 exons. Gene Ontology annotation, biological process: catabolic process. Gene Ontology annotation, molecular function: zinc ion binding. Bases 132 to 1169 code for a protein of 345 amino acids.
GACAAUAAACCUUUCACUUCUAUUGAUAGAUUAUCAGUAUCUUAUCUGCAGCACAACAGACAACACCACAAUUCUAUUCUGUAAUCGUUCAACUGUUUCGACUUCUCUAAUACUACAAGAAUUUUCAAAUCAUGAUAGAAACUGUACUUGGUCCAGUCGAGCUGUCGGCUCUCGGUAAAAUAUUGACUCAUGAACAUCUAGCGUUAGAUUUCACAGGAUUCUAUGUGCCACCGCCGCCUAAACUCACAAAUUAUUUCGAUAAAAAAAUUACUUUGCAGAAUGUUGGGCUCGUUAAGCAAUAUCCGUACGCUAGUAUGCAUAAUGUUACAUUCAAUGACAAAGAUACUCAUGACGCAAUUCUCUCAGAUGUUCAAUUGUUGCACAAAUUUGGUGGUGGAACAAUUAUCGAGAAUACCAGCCAUGGACUUCGGCGAGAUAUCCCCUUCAUGCAACAUAUCAAUCUGGCAACUGGAAUACAUGUUGUCGCAGGCACCGGCUAUUACGUUGCCUCUACCCAGGCUCAAAGUACACUUGGCAUGACCAAAGAACAGAUGUAUAACUUGAUGUUGCGAGAAAUGACACUGGAAUGCGAAGGAAGCCCUGGCGUCAAAACUGGUUUCAUUGGAGAAGUCGGCAGUUCUUGGCCAAUUUGUGAUUUUGAGAAAAAGGCAAUUCAAGCAACAGCAGAAGUACAGGCUCAAUUGGGAUGUCCAGUGAGUUUUCAUCCUGGUAGAAAUUCAAAGGCUCCCUUCGAAAUAAUUCGACUUUAUUUGGAAGCUGGCGGCGCUGUGGAAAAAGCUAUAAUGUCGCAUCUUGACCGAACGCUGCUUGAGAAUGAAGAUCUUCUGGAAUUGUCAAGUUUUGGCUGCUACUGCCAAUUCGACUUAUUUGGCACUGAAUGCUCGCACUAUCAGCUCAACCCAGAACUUGAUAUGCCAUCCGAUGCUCAACGUCUCGAUAAAAUCAUGCUAAUAAAAAAAGAAGGACGAAUUGAUAGAGUUUUGCUCAGUCACGACAUCCACACUAAGCAUCGUUUGUUGGCAUUUGGAGGGCACGGAUUCUCUCAUAUCUACAACAACAUUUUACCCAAAAUGUUGACAAAAGGAUUUUCGCAAGAUGACAUUGAUGCCAUGACUGUGAAAAACCCGACAACAUGGCUUGCACCGUGAUUUCAUUAAGCGUACCUACCUUGAGUGUAUUUUGUUACAUUUGAAAAAUGAAUAUAUGAAAUUUGUCAGUUCUAAAACCA